Molecule: messenger RNA, 309 nt
Organism: Chenopodium quinoa (quinoa)
Lineage: Eukaryota; Viridiplantae; Streptophyta; Magnoliopsida; Caryophyllales; Amaranthaceae
Exons: 1
Coding region: 1-309 (102 amino acids)
Source: RefSeq, a predicted model, not a curated record
AUGGCAGCCUCAGAUCAAGGGAUGUUCAUGCAGUACUGUGUAUUCGACGGAAGCAUCUCCGGCAACAGCGAGAUCCAACGGCGUCCUUAUCACCGUAACUGCAGUUGCGCUCUUCAUCGUUCUCGAGGUGGAGCUGCUUGUUCUCACUCUUCUUCACUACCAAAUGUCACUUACCCUAUUCGACGAACCUGGAGCGAAGGAAGCUUGGCCUUGUCUUCCUCUUCUUUGUCUAAUUCUUCUUCCUACAAUAAUCUUGCCAGCCUUUCUCUCUCUUCCUCUUCUUCCUCCUCUCAGAUCUUUCAUCAGUAA